Fusarium odoratissimum NRRL 54006 is the source of this 666-nucleotide messenger RNA. Its product is annotated as elongation factor 1-gamma. The transcript has 2 exons. NCBI's taxonomy places the organism in Eukaryota, Fungi, Ascomycota, Sordariomycetes, Hypocreales, Nectriaceae. Bases 1 to 666 code for a protein of 221 amino acids. Gene Ontology annotation, cellular component: nucleus; cytoplasm. Gene Ontology annotation, biological process: translational elongation. The record is from RefSeq and is a predicted model, not a curated record.
AUGGGCUCAAUCGGAACCAUCUGGACUUACCCGUUCAAUCCCAGGGCCAUGAAGGUCCAGGCCGUGGCAGCAAUGAAUGGUCGCAGGAUUGACUGCGCCCCAGACUUUGUCAUGGGAAAGACGAACAAAACUCCCGAGUUCCUCGCCGACUUCCCUUUGGGCAGAGUUCCCGCUUUCAAAUCCAUUGACGAAGGACUCACCCUAUUCGAGUCGGACGCUAUCGCCCAAUAUGCUGCCGAAAGCGGCCCUGCAAGUGCCCAACUGCUGGGUUCCACCGCAGGUGAGCGGGCUGUCAUCAGGCAGUGGAUCGGCUUUGCCGACCACGAGCUAUUCGAGCCCCUGACGACCAUGAUCUUGUGGCGGUACGGCAUGGCCUCUUUCAACGAAGAGUCCGACAAACACUCCUUCCAACGUCUCAAUAUCUCUCUUGAAGUGCUGGAGAAACAGCUACAGGGUCGCAAAUACAUUGCCACGCAGCAGCUUAGCCUGGCUGACAUUUCGGUUGUCGCGGGGCUGUACUGGGGCUUCGCCCAAGUCAUUGACGCAGAGCUGAGGGCAAAAUAUAGUCUGACUACGGAUUGGUACUUGCGAGUCAUCCAAGACGAGCGUGUCGCGUCAGCCUUUGAUGGCAAGAACUUUAUUGAGUUUAGGAAGACCGACCCCUGA